Molecule: messenger RNA, 432 nt
Organism: Prorocentrum cordatum
Lineage: Eukaryota; Dinophyceae; Prorocentrales; Prorocentraceae
Source: the annotation of a GenBank genome assembly
AUGGACGACUGGGACGCCGUGCUCACGGGCAUGGCGGAGGACUGGUUCGGGGAGGUCGUGGACCAGAACGGGCCCGUGGAGGCCGGCACCCCGAAGUUCGAGCACGGCGUGAACUCGGAGAUGUGGCUCGCGCUGCGCAUGCAGCUCGGGGGCCUGCCCGUGCUGCGCUUCCCCGCCCUCGCCUACCGUCACCUGCGACCUGCACGCCUGGGAGCAGCACCUGGCGGCGAAGCCCACCGCGGUGCAGCACCGCUACUCCAAGUCCUUCCCCUGCCAGAGCGGGGACUCCCCCGGCGCUGGGUGGCGGUUCCCGCAGGAGUACCUCGCGGCCCGCGUCUUCGCGGAGUGCGCGGGGCGCGUCGCGGCUGCCGCCGGGGCGAGCUCGGCGGAGGCGGCCGCGUCGUGGCCGAAGAAUUGGUCGCUGUGGGAUGA